AUGAGUUGGUCCAGAAGGGCAUUCUUCUUCCGGACAGUCCGUGGAGGAGACAUGCCACCUUUAUAUAGUUCUAAUAACGGUCCAGCUACUACUGUGCCGCUGUCGCCGCGAACGCCUACCGGCCAAUAUACCUGUCCGACAACGACUCAAGAAAUGGAGGCGUGGAGAGAUGAAUGGAUGGACGUUGUAUGUGGAAAAUUUUGCGUGAUGGGCAAAUUUGAACUUCCUCUCUCGAGUAUUUAA
Molecule: messenger RNA, 243 nt
Organism: Pediculus humanus corporis (human body louse)
Lineage: Eukaryota; Metazoa; Arthropoda; Insecta; Psocodea; Pediculidae
Exons: 3
Coding region: 1-243 (80 amino acids)
Source: RefSeq, a predicted model, not a curated record